AUGGUGGUACAUCAAACAAAAUUUAUCAAUCAGUUGUUAGCAUCUUAUGAUAUGCUUGAUUCUACACCCAAAUUAACUCCUUUACCACUUAAUCUCAAGUUGCUUCCUAUUAUGAAUGAUCCUCUUCCUGAUGCAACUGUCUAUAGACAAUUGGUGGGUAAACUUAAUUUUUUGCUUCAUACACGCCCUGAUCUUGCUUUUACCAUUCAAUAUCUUAUUCAAUUCAACAAAAGUCCAUGUCAAGAACAUUAUCAAGUUGCAUUACAUGUUCUUCAAUAUUUGAAAGGCACCGUUAAUCAAGCACUUCACUUUAACAAUAUCCCUUCUUAUCAGAUCGAAGCUUAUUGUGAUUCUGAUUGGGCAGCUUGUCCUAUUACUCGAAGGUCUGUAAGUGGAUAA
This is a messenger RNA of Lactuca sativa (garden lettuce), 399 nucleotides long. The record is from RefSeq and is a predicted model, not a curated record. Lineage: Eukaryota; Viridiplantae; Streptophyta; Magnoliopsida; Asterales; Asteraceae.